Molecule: messenger RNA, 1303 nt
Organism: Phoenix dactylifera (date palm)
Lineage: Eukaryota; Viridiplantae; Streptophyta; Magnoliopsida; Arecales; Arecaceae
Product: Acyl-CoA N-acyltransferases (NAT) superfamily protein
Biological process (GO): N-terminal protein amino acid acetylation
Cellular component (GO): chloroplast
Molecular function (GO): N-acetyltransferase activity
Source: RefSeq, a predicted model, not a curated record
UAAUUUUACCAAAGGUGGAGGUGGUUGUUUAAUAACGGCGACGCGGCACGAAAGCGAGGGAGAACGAGGACCGAGAGAGCGAGAAGCGGGGUACAGGAGGCGGGGCAAGAGAGAGGUAAUAGAGGAGGAGUGAUGAGCAGUAGGGUUCCGCUGGGCCUUUCUCCCUCUUCCUCGCCCUCCCUCUCCCCUUCCCCCGUGCUCAAUGGUAACAAUAAUAACCCCCAAAUCCCUGCCCUCCGCGUCCCUCCUGGGCUCGGGGUAAGGGUUAGAGUUUCUCGAAGCAGCGGCGGCGGAGGCUUCCCUCCCUCCUCCUCUCCGGCUCUCGGAAUCCGGAACCCCUCGAGACCAGCAGGAAUUUGCAGAGCCAGUCAAUCGGUUGAUUUGUUUCCCUCCAUUUGCCCCGAGGUGGUUGUUCGAGAUGCACGAUUGGAAGAUUGUUGGGAAGUGGCAGACACUCACUGUAGCUCCUUCUUUCCAGAUUAUACUUUCCCAGUAGAUCUGGUUCUGAGGAUCGACCGAUUUGUGGCGUUGCUAUCUGGAUUCUCAGUGCCUCCAGGUUGCAUGAGGACAUGCCUUGUUGCUGUUACGGGUACUUCAGUCAAUGAUAACAUAUAUGUUGGAUGCGAGGACUUCAAAGUUGGAGGCUUUGAGGGAAGAUUCAGCUUUAGCAGGCGAUCGGUGGCUGGAAUUCUGACAGUAGAUACCGUGGCUGAUUUCCUUCCUAGAAAAGGCCCACUUCGACAAAGAAGAAGUGGGAUAGCAUAUAUAUCUAAUGUUGCAGUUCGGGAGGCAGACAGGCGGAGGGGCAUCGCCAAAAUGCUUAUUGCCAAGGCAGAGGCCCGAGCCCGGAGCUGGGGCUGCCGUUCCGUUGCACUGCAUUGUGACGCAAACAACUUGGCCGCCAUGAGAUUGUACAAAGGCCAGGGCUUUAAAUGCAUCAGCGUGCCAGAACACGCGAGGUGGCCCCAGCCAAAGACUUCCCCGGGUACCAAAUUCAACUUUAUGAUGAAACUACUGUCCCAAAAAGGAGCCAGCUGAUGGAGUAGGUGUGGGUGCUACAGCUGCAUUUGCUGCUGUCGGCCCAGCUCUUCAUGGUUGCAGAAUGGGUUCAGUGGAUUGUGUACUAGUGGAGUGGACAAGUCGAAUUGCCAUAGGUCAUGUUCUCCUUGAUCGUAUUCAGUGGUCGAUGUAUUUACCCUGUACUCGAAAGCUUCUUGUCAUAUGUUGCUCAGCGGAGGAAGAUGAAAAUGUUGUAUGCUUAUGAUCCUGGUCUGCGGUUAAAAAGCUCAAAUUACUGAACGUA